Pogonomyrmex barbatus (red harvester ant) is the source of this 403-nucleotide messenger RNA. It is a transcript of the gene rtet, whose product is annotated as major facilitator superfamily domain-containing protein rtet. The record is from RefSeq and is a predicted model, not a curated record. Gene Ontology annotation, molecular function: transmembrane transporter activity. Gene Ontology annotation, cellular component: brush border membrane. NCBI's taxonomy places the organism in Eukaryota, Metazoa, Arthropoda, Insecta, Hymenoptera, Formicidae. Gene Ontology annotation, biological process: transmembrane transport.
AGAACAGCAUUGAGAGUAUUGAGUUGCAACGGAGAGUGCAUUUAGAAACGAUCGUUGGUUCGAGCGCGGCCAUGCGAUUACAGUUCGAUGGACGAAAAUCCGAGAGGAAAUCGUUGUCCCUUCGCAAUUCGAUGCUGAGCGGAAUCGGUCUUGAAGAUUUGACGUUUGAAUUGCUGACCGCGGAGCAAACAGGAUAUAACGGGAUGUGGGAUGGUAGACUGGAGCCUUUCACUUUCGGGCAACGCAAGUUUCUUUCGGCGAUCUCGUGCGAUGACGAGACCGGAAAGCUCUUCCUUAUCGUGCCUUGUGUUUUCAGGGCAAAUAUGAAUGCUGCGUGGCAAUAUUUACGUAAAUUAUGUAAUCGAGAAGAUACCAAUUAAAUUCUAUGAAGAUAUUCGUUUGC